AUGAGUCAACCUUUGAGAGGAGGUGUUCGGACUCUAUCCUCCAUCCGAGCCGGCCCUCCGCGGGUGCGACGGGAUGUUGCAUCGCUUCCCCGAUUGCAGACAAGAUGCGUCCAAAUCCGCGCGGCGCCUUCAGAGCGACCAGGAGCAGUUAAUGGGGAUCAGCUCGCCAUUGUCGACACACCAAGCUCGGCAGAAUCAGCCGAUGCGCGAUUCGAUGUCAUUGGCGCACCCUACUCAUUGCUCUCAGUUUCGCUUUCCGCUUCACAGAAUCUUUACACUCGACGAGGGACACUGGUGGGAUUAAGUGGGAAAGCAGACAAUGUAGUUUCGACAUUAAGCAUUCUCGAGCCUUUCCGGAGAGCCGCCGUUGGCAUACCGUUUCUCUACCAGAAGGUAUCGUCGGCGAGUCCAGUAACGGCGUUGGUCUCCGUUCGAUCCCCUGUCACCUCUUUCGCGGUUGUCCGCCUCGAUGGCUCGGUGGACUGGAUGAUUGCUCAAAGACGAGCGUUGCUCGCCUGGACUGGUCGCACUCUCACUGUCCGGCCAACGAUCAACACGGACCUGAGCUUGGCCCACUGGGGUAGUUCAGAGGUGACGGGACGAGGGCUGCUGGCACUGGUUGGCGCCGGCCAAUUAUAUUCAGUCGAGUUGAAGGCCGGGGAACAAUACAUUGUACACCCCAGUAAUGUGGUGGCCUACACCAUGACCUCCAACCCACCACGCCCAUACCGUUUCAAGUCGACAACACUGAAAUUCCAGGUUCCAGGCCUCAAGAGCCUGCCGAAUUUCUUCCAGAACUCCAAGUUCAUUCGGGACAUGGCAGACUCAAACACAUGGAAGACGACAAUGAAAAUACUGCACAAGGUUCGCACAUGGUCGCGAAUGACCAUCUGGGGAGAUAGGCUUUUCCUCCAAUUCGACGGCCCUACAAAAAUCCUCUUGCAAACCCGUGGACCUCGUAUCAAUGAUAUCAUGUCUGCCCGUGAAAUCAACGAAAUCGCGGAUACGCCAAGAGGAUUGACCUUCGACCCUACAAAAUCUACUGAACAACCACGGGUAGCUGGGGAGGAAUUCAGAAAUGUUGCUCAUGAGGCUGUCAAUGCAGGUCCUGGGCCGUCGCGGACCAUUGAGGAACUGGAAAACGAGAUGAAAGGGAUCAGCCAGAGUAUCGCGACGCUCACCAAGGAGGGGAAAGUUAUCAUUGAAAAGGUUGCGGAGAAGAAGUAA
Molecule: messenger RNA, 1227 nt
Organism: Aspergillus udagawae
Lineage: Eukaryota; Fungi; Ascomycota; Eurotiomycetes; Eurotiales; Aspergillaceae
Product: AIM24 family protein
Exons: 7
Coding region: 1-1227 (408 amino acids)
Biological process (GO): inner mitochondrial membrane organization
Cellular component (GO): mitochondrial inner membrane
Source: RefSeq, a predicted model, not a curated record